GGAGUUCUGAGAGCCCCCUCCCUGCCCCGGCCCCACAGGGCGGCGGGGCCGGGGGGGACCCGGGGGGCCGGCUGCAGCCUCUGUCCAGAGGAAACUUUAUAAAAACACCAUCCGGAGUGUGCCAGAGGUGACUCUCGCAAACGUGACUGUCCCGGGACAAGUGGCCCUGGCAGGACAGAAGCCACAGCCUGAAAAGACCCAGGAAGAGGAAAAGAAGAGGUGAGCGGGGCCGCCUCCUCCUCCUCUCUGCUGGCAGCGCGGAAGAGACCCGGGCGGCCGCCUGCUCGAUCAACUCGAGCCGCUUCUUCCUCUGUUCCGCGCCGGAGCCUUGCGCAGCUGCUGUCUCAGUCCAGAGGAGGAAGGGAACCAGCCCACUUUGUCGGCGCCUGGCUUUGCCCGAACGCGGAGUCUCAGCAGUCAGCCAGAUUCUUAAAAAGCUAUCUAAAUAGUUGGAUUACUUCCUUAGGAUAGAUUGCCAGAAGUGGAAUUACUGGGUCAGAGGAAUGUGAAAACCAUCGCGUCUUCUGAUAGUCUGGCCAGGGUUCAGGAAGUGGCAAGCUGGCUUUUGGAAAUGAAUCAGGAACUGCUGUCUGUGGGCAGCAAAAGGCGACGGACAGGAGGCUCUCUGCGAGGGAACCCUUCUUCCAGCCAGGCGGAUGCGGAGCAGAUGAACCGGGUGGUGGAGGAGGCGCAGCAGCAGCCACCACCGCCGCAGCUGAGGCAGCCAGAGGAGGAGCGCACUGCGAGAAACGGUGAAGUUGUGGGAGCAGAUCCUCGAUCUGGAGACCAGAAUGAGUCCCAGCAAGGACAAGUGGAAGAAAACAAUAAUCAGUUUAUCUCAGUAGAUGAGGACUCCUCAGGAAACCAAGACGAGCAGGAGGAAGAUGAAGAACGUGCUGGUGAGCAGGAUGAGGAGGAGGAAGAGGAGGAGGAAAUGGACCAGGAAAGUGAUGAUUUUGAUCAAUCUGAUGACAGUAGCAGAGAGGACGAACAUAUACAUAGUAACAGUGUCACAAACUCCAGUAGCACUGUGGACCUGCCCAUUCACCAGCUCUCCUCCCCAUUCUACACAAAGACGACAAAAAUGAAAAGAAAGUUGGACCAUGGUUCUGAGGUCCGCUCCUUUUCUUUGGGAAAGAAACCGUGCAAGGUCUCAGAAUAUACAAGUACCACUGGGCUUGUACCAUGUUCAGCAACACCAACAACUUUCGGGGACCUAAGAGCAGCCAAUGGCCAAGGGCAGCAACGACGCCGGAUUACAUCUGUCCAGCCACCUACAGGCCUCCAGGAAUGGCUGAAAAUGUUUCAGAGCUGGAGUGGACCAGAAAAAUUGCUUGCUUUAGAUGAACUCAUUGAUAGUUGUGAACCAACACAAGUAAAACAUAUGAUGCAAGUGAUAGAACCUCAGUUUCAAAGAGACUUCAUUUCCCUGCUCCCUAAAGAGCUGGCACUUUACGUGCUUUCAUUUCUGGAACCCAAAGAUCUGCUACAAGCAGCUCAGACAUGUCGAUACUGGAGAAUUUUGGCUGAAGACAACCUUCUCUGGAGAGAGAAAUGUAAAGAAGAGGGGAUUGAUGAACCAUUGCACAUCAAGAGAAGAAAAGUAAUAAAGCCAGGUUUCAUACACAGUCCAUGGAAAAGUGCAUACAUCAGGCAGCACAGAAUCGAUACAAACUGGAGGCGAGGAGAACUCAAAUCUCCGAAGGUGCUGAAAGGGCAUGAUGAUCACGUGAUCACAUGCUUGCAGUUCUGUGGGAACCGGAUAGUCAGUGGUUCUGAUGACAACACUUUAAAAGUCUGGUCAGCAGUCACAGGCAAAUGUCUGAGAACAUUAGUGGGACAUACAGGAGGAGUCUGGUCAUCACAGAUGAGAGACAAUAUCAUCAUCAGUGGAUCCACAGAUCGGACUCUCAAAGUGUGGAAUGCAGAGACUGGGGAGUGUAUACACACCCUCUACGGGCAUACGUCCACUGUGCGCUGUAUGCAUCUGCAUGAAAAAAGAGUUGUCAGUGGUUCUCGAGAUGCCACGCUUAGGGUUUGGGAUAUCGAGACUGGCCAGUGUUUACAUGUCUUGAUGGGUCAUGUGGCAGCAGUCCGCUGCGUUCAGUACGAUGGCAGGAGGGUCGUUAGCGGAGCAUAUGAUUUCAUGGUGAAGGUGUGGGAUCCUGAGACUGAGACCUGUCUGCACACGCUGCAGGGCCACACCAAUCGGGUCUAUUCCUUACAGUUUGAUGGCAUCCAUGUGGUGAGUGGCUCUCUUGAUACAUCAAUCCGAGUUUGGGACGUGGAGACAGGGAAUUGCAUACACACAUUAACAGGGCACCAGUCGUUAACAAGUGGAAUGGAACUCAAAGACAAUAUUCUUGUCUCUGGGAAUGCAGAUUCUACAGUUAAAAUCUGGGAUAUCAAAACAGGACAGUGUUUACAGACAUUGCAAGGUCCCAACAAGCAUCAGAGUGCUGUGACCUGUUUACAGUUCAACAAGAACUUUGUAAUUACCAGCUCAGAUGAUGGAACUGUAAAACUAUGGGACUUGAAAACGGGUGAAUUUAUUCGAAACCUAGUCACAUUGGAAAGUGGGGGGAGUGGGGGAGUGGUGUGGCGGAUCAGAGCCUCCAACACGAAGCUGGUGUGUGCAGUUGGGAGUCGGAAUGGGACCGAGGAGACCAAGCUGCUGGUGCUGGACUUCGAUGUGGACAUGAAGUGAGGAACAAGAAAGGUGGAUUCUGUCCAGAUGUGUAGAGAUGCACUCCCUGUCCUUCCCCCGUGGAAAAAACAAAAAAAGGAAAAAAAAAAAAAAAAAGAGAAAAGAAAAUGAAAAUGAAAAAAAAAAAAAUCCCUUGUACUCAGUGGUGCAGGAUGUUGGCUUGGGGCAACAGAAUGAAAAGACCUACAGACUUAAGAAGGAAAGAGGAAGAGAUGACAAACGUAACUGACAAGAGAGGGUCCGCUGUCUCUUCACCUGAAAGGCUUUACUUUUGACUGAGGGCAGCUUUGCAAAGUGAGACUUUCUAAAUCAAACCAGGUGCAAUUAUUUCUUUAUUUUCUUCAGUGGUCGUUGGGCAGUGUUAAUGCUGAAACAUCCUUGCAGAUUCUGCUAGCCUGUUCUUUUUACCACUGUCACCUAGAAAGGAGCUGCAUUAAUAUCAAAACAAAUACUGGUUGACUUUCUAAUUAGAGAGCAUCUGCAACAAGUCUGAAGUGGAGAAGCUAAAAAAAAAAAAGGAAAAAUUACUGUGAAUUGUUUUUGUACAGUUAUCAUGAAAAGCUUUUUUUUUUUUUUGCCAACCAUUGCCAAUGUCAAUCAAUCACAGUAUUAGCCUCUGUUAAUCUAUUUCCUGUUGCUUCCAUAUACACUCUUCAGUGCAUAUGUUGCUCAAAGGUGGCAAGUUGACCUGGGUUCUGUGAGUCCUGAGAUGGAUUUAACUCUUGAUGCUGGUGCUAGAAGUAGGUCUUCAAAUAUGGGAUUGUUGGCCCACCCCUGUACUGUACUCCCAGUGGCCAAACUUAUUUAUGCUGCUAAAUGAAAGAAAGAAAAAAGCAAAUUAUUUUUUUUUAUUUUUUUUUCUGCUGUGACGUUUUAGUCCCAGACUGAAUUCCAAAUUUGCUCUAGUUUGGUUACAGAAAAAAGACUUUUUGCCACUGAAACUUGAGCCAUCUGUGCCUCUAAGAGGCUGAGCAUGGAAAAGUUUCAGAUAAUAAAGAGUGAAGUUUGCCUGCAAGUAAAGAAUUGAGAGUGUGUGCAAAGCUUAUUUUCUUUUAUCUGGGCAAAAAAAAAAAAAAAUUAAAACACAUUCCUUGGAACAGAGCUGUUACCGCCUGUUCUGUGGAGAAACUUUUCUUUUUGAGGGCUGUGGUGAAUGGAUGAACGUACAUAGUAAAACUGACAAAAUAUUUUAAAACUAUAGAAGACACAGAUGAAAGUUGCUGGUCAGUCUUAGCAUUUUGCAGUAUUUGGGAAAACAACUGUUACAGUUUCCUCGCUCUGAGUAACUGAGAGACGGAGCGAGCCCGCCUCCGCCUCCGCAGCCCGCGGCCAGGCAGUUGGACGGUUCGCCUCAUUCUCCAGGAGCCACAACUCCAGCUGAACUGUGAAAGUGGUUUAACACUGUAGCCUCGGUGGUCUUUCUUCCUCCUCCCGUUUAUUUUUUUGUUGUUGUUGUUUUAUUUAUAGUCUGAUUUAAAACAAUCAGAUUCCAGUUGGUUAAUUUUAGUUAUGUAACAGCCUGACAUGAUGGAGGAAAACAACCUUUAAAGGGAUUGUGUCUAUGGUUUGAUUCACUUAGAAAUUUUAUUUUCUUAUAACUUAAGUGCAAUAAAAUGUGUUUUUUCAUGUUA
This is a messenger RNA of Cavia porcellus (domestic guinea pig), 4338 nucleotides long. It is a transcript of the gene Fbxw7, whose product is annotated as F-box and WD repeat domain containing 7. The transcript has 14 exons. The coding region runs from base 572 to 2707 and encodes 711 amino acids. Gene Ontology annotation, molecular function: protein binding. The record is from RefSeq and is a predicted model, not a curated record. Lineage: Eukaryota; Metazoa; Chordata; Mammalia; Rodentia; Caviidae.